Spea bombifrons (plains spadefoot toad) is the source of this 3213-nucleotide messenger RNA. RefSeq names its product semaphorin 3E (gene SEMA3E). The record is from RefSeq and is a predicted model, not a curated record. Bases 271 to 2586 code for a protein of 771 amino acids. NCBI's taxonomy places the organism in Eukaryota, Metazoa, Chordata, Amphibia, Anura, Pelobatidae. Gene Ontology annotation, biological process: negative chemotaxis; neural crest cell migration; semaphorin-plexin signaling pathway. Gene Ontology annotation, molecular function: semaphorin receptor binding; chemorepellent activity. The transcript has 17 exons.
GCUUGGCAGUGCUAGAGUGCAAUAGUAUCAGCAUCAGAGGCUGGAGACAGAGCAGGCAGGGACUGCUGAAUGGCAUGUCAGAUUCUAAGCAAAUGUCACUGCAAGAAGGGGCAACUUAUAAUGAAGCAUGACAAAUAGAAAUCGUGAACUGCUGGGAUUCUCAAGGGGAUUUUUUUCAAUGAAGUGAAAAGAGAGCUGUGCUCUAUACUGCAGCAGAGGAGGCAAAGGCUUUUACAAAGUGAAGAACUGAUCCAGCUGACACUUAACAGCAUGGCACAUACCCUCAUCCCUUUAUUCCUUAUCUAUGGACUUCAUUUCACUGGAGCUUUGGCAGUAGAUACCAGGCAACCUAGACUACGUUUGUCAUAUAAAGAGCUCUGGGAUUUAAACAGAACGUCAGUCUUCCACAGCCCAUUUGGAUUUCUUGAUCUUCGGAUCAUGCACUUAGAUGAGUAUCAAGAAAGAUUGUUUGUUGGAGGAAAGGAUCUCCUCUAUUCACUCAGCUUGGAACAAGUCAGCGAGAACUACAGAGAGAUACAUUGGCCAAGUACAGAACAACAAAUUGAUGACUGUUACAGGAAAGGAAGAGAACCGAGUGAAUGUUCAAAUUUUAUCCGUGUUAUUCAACAUUAUAAUAGAACCCAUCUUCUGGCCUGUGGAACAGGAGCUUUUGAUCCAAUAUGUGCCUUUCUGAGAGUUGGCCUUCGUUCACAGGAGCACAUAUUUCAGCUUGAACCACAGAAAGUAGAAAGAGGACGUGGGAGAUGCCCUUACGACCCCGACUCUUCAAUUGUUUCUACCUUUACUGGUGGUGAGUUAUUUGUUGGUCUGUACAAUGACUUCUGGGGGAGAGACGCUACUUUAUUUAGAAGCAUGGGACAUCUACCCCAUAUUCGAACAGAACAUGAUGAUGAUCGUAUCCUUAAAGAACCAAAGUUUGUAGGCUCCUACAUGAUUCCAGACAAUGAAGACAAAGAUGACAAUAAAAUAUACUUAUUUUUUACUGAAAAAGCAAUGGAAGAAGACAAUGGAGUUCAGGCUAUUUACUCCAGAGUGGGUCGGGUCUGCGCAAAUGAUAUUGGAGGACAGAGAAUGAUGGUAAAUAAAUGGACCACCUUUCUAAAAGCUAGGCUAACCUGUUCAGUCCCAGGACCCAAUGGAAUUGACACAUACUUUGAUGAACUCGAGGAUGUUUUCUUGUUACACACCAGAGACAGUAAGAAUCCAGAGAUAUUUGCAUUAUUCAGUACUACGAGCAACAUAUUUAAAGGCUACGCAGUAUGUGUGUAUCACAUGGCUCAGAUCCGAGAAGCCUUUAAUGGCCCGUAUGCUCACAAAGAAGGCCCAAACUAUCACUGGUCAAUGUAUGAGGGGAAAGUCCCUUACCCCAGACCAGGCACGUGUGCCAGUAAGGUGAAUGGAGGCCAUUAUGGCACCACAAAGGAUUAUCCAGAUGAGGCUCUUCGCUUUGCUAGAAGCCACCCAUUGAUGUAUAAGUCUAUUAGGCCUGUUCAUAGAAAGCCAAUACUUGUAAAAGCAGAUGGAAAAUACAAAUUAAAUCAAAUAGUGGUUGACAGAGUUGAAGCAGAGGAUGGACCGUACAAUGUUGUCUUCAUUGGAACAGAUAAAGGGACUGUACUGAAAGUUAUUACUAUUUACAAUCAAGACACUGAGACUAUGGAAGAGGUUAUUCUUGAAGAACUUCAAGUAUUUAAGGAUCCCGUUCCUAUUAUUUCUAUGGAAAUAUCAACAAAAAGACAACAACUGUACAUUGGAUCGGAAUUUAGUAUUGCUCAAGUAAAAAUUCAUCAUUGUGAGAUGUAUGGUUCAGCGUGUGCAGAUUGCUGCCUGGCUCGAGAUCCGUACUGUGCAUGGGAUGGCAUCUCCUGCUCCAGAUACUACCCAUCUGGGGCCCAUAAUAAAAGGCGAUUUAGAAGGCAGGAUGUGCGGCAUGGGAAUGCAGUCCAGCAAUGCUUUGGACAACAGUUUAAUGGUGAAACUCUGGAAAAAACAGAAGAACAAAUAGUUUACGGUAUUGAACACAACAGUACUCUGUUGGAAUGUAUGCCACGUUCUUUACAAUCUAAGGUUGUCUGGUUUGUACAGAAACCACAUGAAACAAGAAAAGAGGAGAUUAAAACAGAUGAAAGAGUUAUCAAAACAGAUUAUGGCCUUCUGUUUCUAAAGUUACAUCGUGCAGAUGCUGGGGUCUACUUUUGCCAAACUGUUGAGAACACUUUUGUGCAUACCAUUCGAAAAAUCAGCCUUGAGAUUGUUGAAGAAGAUCGUGUAGAUGAAAUGUUUCACAAAGAGGAAGAGGAGGAAACAGUUCAGAAGAUGCCUUGUCCAGCGCAAACCAACAUCCCUCAGGUUUCUAAAUCUUGGUACAAGGAAUUUCUGCAACUUAUUGGAUACAGUAAUUUCCAGAAGGUAGAGGAAUAUUGUGAACGAGUGUGGUGUACAGAUAAAAGAAGAAAAAGACUGAAAUUGUCACCAAAUAAAUGGAAAUAUGGAAACCCACAGGAACGGAAAGCAAGAGUGAAGUCUGAACAUUAUAGAAUGCCAAGACAUAUAUCUGGACCAUGAACGGAUCCUGUUCUGCUUUAUACAAAGAUUUUGUUUAUUUUCAUAUUGGUAUAAAAAAAAAGACUAGAAAUGCUAUAUUUGUAGUGAACUUUCCUUCUAUUCUGAAACAUUUGACUGAUCUGGCAUUAUGUAAAUAUUUAUAUAUAUAUGUUCUUGUUAUGGUUUAAAAAUGUUUACUUGUAUACAGUAUAUGUGUAUUUUUGAAAGUUUUCUAAAUGAUUCCAAUGUUCUUCCUUUUUUUAAUUUAUCUUUGGCUUUUUAGUCUAAAAUUACAGAACUAAGUUUCAUACAACAAAAAAACAGUAUUCUUAGAUUUGUUUAAAGAGGGUAUUACGGUAAUAUUGCCCAAUUAGAUGUGGAUAUGUCACUUUUUUGGCAUUAGGGCUACAUAUCAAAAACAAACUUUGUAUAAUAUGAAGCACAUUCUUUGACAAAAUAAUUGAUUUCCAAUGCUGCAAACGUUAAAUCAUUUAUUAGAAUGUCACUGUAGUUUUCUCUUUAAAUAAGCAAUUAUUUCCAUAAAAUUGUAUAUUGUUAUAAUGUACGGUCAAAUUAUUUUGUCCUUUAUAUAUAAAUUUACUAAGUAGUCACAGAUGUUUACUUACUUAGUAAUAAAGGUCUGCAAGA